GAGGAUUAGUACUGGAAACUACGUCUAAUCCGGGCAAUGUUCGUGAGAGCAUGAGUGCGUUGAGCCAAGCUCUGCGGCGUCCGCACGCCCUCUAAAAAGACGUCAGCGUUUAAGGACCGCACGAAACGACCAUCUGGCGCCUAAGGGCAGCAUCGUGCGAAGAAACCGCGAGCUCGACGCCUACAGGACACCAAAAACAGCACCAAAGAGAGCCCAGCUGACAACAAUAUGGCCGCGGCCGAGGUCGACGUCCUCCAGCUCGCGGACCGGCCCUGGGCCGAGAUCUCGGCCAUCCGGCUGACCGCGACGCCCGCGCCGCUCCCGCCGCCGCCUCUACCGGAGGACGACUCGGUCCAGUGCGACUUCCGGACUUUGCUCUUCGUGCAUGACGGCCCCGUGCCGCCCUUCGCCGACUGUGAUAUAAGGGGGCGGCCGGCGCACCGCGUCUUCACGCAAGGCGUGCGGCGGCCCGGCGCGCUGCCCGCGGCCUACGGCCGGCGCGGCGCCGCGAGUAGAGCCGGCGCGCGCGAAAAGGUCCUGGACGCCCUGCAUACGACGCUUUUUACGGACACGACCGUGCGGUACGGCGCCGCGAAAAUCAAGGCGCACCGCUGCAUUCUCCACGCGCAGUCGCCCUUUUGUCGGGCGGCGCUGCAGUUCGCUCCACAAAACGGCGUCGACCUGCCCUUCUGCGGGGCCGCGCUGGAGAAUCACCUUAGGAGGCUGGUGGCAUAUCUCUACACGCGCGACGGCCGCGAGCUUGAGGAACUCCUCGACGCGUGCUACCUCGACGACGACGAGAGUGGUGAUGAGCCCGCCGCCGUGACAGUUGCGCGCGUCGCGGACGCGCUGCUGCUGGACGACCUGCGGAAGGCGGCUCUAGAUAGGCUCGUCCGCUGCGUCGACCUCGCCAGUGCUGCCUCUCUAUUAGGUGUCGCGCGGGACCUGACCGACGACCGCCUGCGACGGGCCUGCCUCGAGGAGAUCGUCCGGCGGGGCCCGGACGCGUGCCGCCGCGCCGCGGGGGCCGACGUCUUCGACGCCUCGCUGCCGCCGGCCACGCACGCGGGCCUGCGGCGCCUGGCGGCCCUCGCGGCGUCGAACCCGGUCUGCUGCGGCGCGGCGCUGCCCGACGCGCGGGAGGCGCUCGCGAUGCUCCGCGAGGCCCUCGACGACCAGGCCGAGCGCCUCGCCGACGCGGACGAGCGCCAGCGCCUCGAGGCCGACGCGCCGUCGGCGGCGCACGUCCUCGCGAACAUCGAGCGGCAGCGGGCCCACGUGGCCUUCCUCCGGGACUUCAUCGUGAAGCAGGAGUCGGAGUUCGUGGCGGGCGACCGGUGGACGCUCGGCGUCUAGGUUCUCUCCCAUUUUCUCUAAGACAAAGUACACG
Pelagomonas calceolata is the source of this 1390-nucleotide messenger RNA. The record is from the annotation of a GenBank genome assembly. NCBI's taxonomy places the organism in Eukaryota, Pelagophyceae, Pelagomonadales, Pelagomonadaceae.